Molecule: messenger RNA, 1155 nt
Organism: Arabidopsis arenosa
Lineage: Eukaryota; Viridiplantae; Streptophyta; Magnoliopsida; Brassicales; Brassicaceae
Source: the annotation of a GenBank genome assembly
GCAUUCUUCUUCCUGCUUCUCUUGAAACCCUUUCCUAAAACCCUAAUCCGCCACAACCAAAAAAGUUCGAUUCCUUAGCCUCACGACGAAUCACGAUGUUGCGCAGAAACGUAAGGUUAAGAAAAGAGUAUCUCUACAGGAAAAACUUGGAAGGUGAUGAGCGUAAGCUCUAUGAUAAGAAGCGGAAGAUAAGAGAAGCCCUUCAAGAAGGAAAGCCGAUUCCUACUGAGCUCCGAAACGAGGAGGCCAGGCUUCGACAAGAAAUUGAUCUUGAAGACCAAAACACAGCUGUUCCGCGGAGUCAUAUCGACGAUGAAUAUGCAAAUGCUACGGAAGCUGAUCCAAAGAUUUUGUUGACAACGUCUAGGAAUCCAAGUGCUCCGCUCAUCCGAUUCACAAAGGAAUUGAAGUUUGUAUUUCCUAACUCUCAGAAUAUAAAUCGUGGUGGUCAGGUCAUUUCUGAGAUCAUUGAAACUGCUCGUUCGCAUGAUUUUACUGAUGUUAUAUUGGUUCAUGAGCACCGUGGUGUGCCUGAUGGUCUCAUUAUCUCUCAUCUCCCAUUUGGACCAACUGCAUACUUUGGAUUACUUAAUGUGGUAACAAGACAUGAUAUUUCAGACAAGAAAGCCAUUGGAAAAAUGCCUGAGCAAUAUCCUCAUCUCAUUUUUAACAACUUUACUACUCAGAUGGGUCAAAGAGUUGCAAACAUCUUAAAACACAUCUUCCCUGCUCCAAAACUGGAUGCAAGACGUAUAGUUACUUUUGCUAAUCAAUCUGAUUAUAUUUCAUUCAGGAAUCAUAUCUAUGAUAAAGGAGAAGGAGGCCCGAAAUCGAUUGAGCUUAAAGAAAUCGGUCCUCGGUUUGAGUUGCGGCUCUACCAGGUGAAAUUAGGAACUGUGGAACAAAAUGAAGCAGAGAUCGAAUGGGUUAUUAGACCGUACAUGAACACCGCUAAAAAGCGCCAGUUCAUCGGUGAAUGAUUGCUAAACGGAACCGCUUUGAACCUUUAUCUAAAUUCUGUUUUACUACUUAUCAAUUUGUUGGAAGAACUGUUAAAAUUUUGUCCUUAGAGAAAAUUGCGAUAAUUUUGGUUAUUCGAUUAGCAUCGAUUUUGUUGUAACGUUUCGAGUCUAAAAACAAAACUUUUUUUGUCUU